UCUGGCGUCCGUCAUCAGGACGCGCCGGCAGAGCUGGAAGCGGUGGGAAGGAGUGAGAGGGGCCUGCUUGACGCUUUUCCAGAGAGAACUCGAAUUAACGUCGGGAGUUUUCCGGAUGUCUUUGCCGUGAUACAUCUAUGUGGCUAUCCUCCUCCUCCAGGUUUGCGCCAUGGAAGAAGCCCCGGAGACGCAAGCUGAGAAGCCCAUCAACGCCACUCCUUUCUAUUGCAAUAUCUGCAAAAUCUAUUGUGCAUCGCCUGUAAAUCUACAGUCUCAUUUCCUUGGGUCCAAACAUAGGCUGGUUGAAAAAGCUCUCAAAGACCAUGGUGUUGUUAAGCCUCUAAUCAAUACUACAGAAACAGUUAAAAAACCAGAACCCCUUCCAAAUUUUGUUGACCCUGGACCUAAAAAGCCGCCUGAAAGACCCUUGGAAGAGCAACUUAAUUCCUGUAAGGAUGAAGAACCUGCCCUUGGCCUCCAAUAUAUAACUGAAUUCCAGAUAAACGAAUGCCUGAUGUAUGAAUGUAGUCUGUGCGACUGUCAAGCAGGAUUAACCAAUAUGUUCAUGCACGUUUUGGGUAUUAAACACAAGCUUGCAUAUUUGAAAAAACACCGUCCUGAGCUGGCAGAAGUUACAGGACGAGGUUCCAACUUAAAGAAAAAAAUAAAAGACAUUGCUGCGAAAGUUGAACAAGAAGAAGGAAGAAAACACAUAAUGGUUUCCUCGGAUCUUCCAGUUUUGAAAGAGGACAAAUAUUCAGUUCAGCUUUCAGAUUCUCUUGUCACUUGGUUUACUGAAGAUGAUCCAAGCAUAGAAAAUAUAAUAGAUGAUGUUAAGAGCAUAGAAAAUAAGAAGGAUGUUGCUAAGAGCUCUGAGGGGGGUACCCAGAAGGCUGGAGAUAUCAACAAUUCAACAAAAACAUCAGAUGGGAUAGUGCCCUUGGAAAGAACCACUCACCAUUCUACAAAGUGUGAUGACAUCAGCAAAUCAAAAGAUGAAGAAAAGAAUAAAGAAGAGUUAAUUGGUUCAUAUUUAUUCACUAACAAUGAACAAAUUAUACAUUAUCUGCAAACCUUUCAAAUAGGGGAUGAAUAUGAUGCUGCAUUUAUCUUGAAAGUUGUCCAGAUACUUACUGAUUCAUUGGUGGUGUAUCGUCAGAAGGUUUCAGAAACAAAAGACUUUUCUGAAUCAAAUCCAGAAGAAAACGUUGACGAGUCAGAACCGUUGCAGAUGACAUCUGAGACAGAUGAUGAACCUAACACUGGUUUUCCUGAAAAGUCAUCUGAAAAGCAGUCAUCUGAAGUUAUGGAAACAGUCAAUCCACAAAAGAAGCGGAAAGCAUCACCACCGAGUGUAAAUGAGAAACGUAAACAUUUUAAGCAUGGGAUUUCUGCAUCCACAUUGGUAGAUGCACCCAAUGAACAGGCUUCUCUUGGUAAAAUUUCUGCAUCAGACAGAAAACCUUCAUUUCCAAAUAUGUCAGAUAUACCCAUUGGCUCUAUUCCUGGUUCGUCAGCGUCUAAGAGUCAUAUUUCAAAGUUGCUCAGUAGUGUAAGAAAGAAUGCUGGUGAAGUUGCUGCCACCUCGCCCAAACCAACUGCGUUGAACCCAUCAUUACGUGGAAAUGAAGUUAAAAAGACGAUAAAGAUCAACAUUCAAAAUGUGACCCUGAAAUCCAAGAAGAAUGCCCGCACCACUUGAAGGAAGAUAAUUAGUUAUUUUAUGUUGUUUUAUAUUGUGCUCAAAACUGUGUUUUAAAAGUUUAGAUGAAUAUUUUUUUUCUUAUCUGAUUUGUUUCUUCCCAUUACUUCCCCUUUAUAAACUAUGGUUGUGGUGUAUAUUUAA
Messenger RNA from Anolis sagrei ordinatus, 1846 nucleotides. RefSeq lists its product as uncharacterized. Lineage: Eukaryota; Metazoa; Chordata; Lepidosauria; Squamata; Anolidae. Gene Ontology annotation, molecular function: single-stranded RNA binding; zinc ion binding; double-stranded RNA binding. The record is from RefSeq and is a predicted model, not a curated record. Gene Ontology annotation, cellular component: precatalytic spliceosome.